UUCCUGCUGCUGCUGCUGUUUACUAUCUCGUUUACAAUAAGCGACGGCUUUCCAGCAGCAGCCUCCUCCUCCCGAGGUAAAUCAGGCUGUUUGCUGGCCUCCUCAGCUCCUCUCUCUUCUCCUUCGCUAGUGGUUGAUCAUGAUUAGCCAAUUGUCUGAUGAUACUCUUGCCUCUAUAUUGUCUCGAUUGCCAUUGGAAGAAGCAAUACGCACCAGCGUCCUCUCAAGUCGAUGGAGACACCUACGGAAACGUAGUACCUCUCUCAACUUUGAUUCCCAGAAAAAAUUUGAAGGAUAAGGUACUACAGAGUUACAUAAGUCUGAAACAAAUAAGUUUGUCACAUGGGUUAAUCAUGUUUUGGAAGCGCAUGAUUCUAGUACUGUAGAAAAGUUUAAAGUGAGUUUUCGCUUAGAUAAACGCUUCAAGUUUGAUAUUGACGGGUGGAGCAAGUUUGCAUUGUCGAGGAAAGUUCAAAGACUGGAGUUGAACCUCCUGUCCAAUAAUGGAUAUGUAGAAGCAAGAAAAGCUUACACGUUUUCGUCGGAGCUUUUUGCUGAAAUUGAAGAGAUUUGUUUGAGUUCAAGGUUUGGCAUCAUGGGCAAUGGUAUGUUAGCUGACGUCAAGUCCCGUAAAGAAGUAUCGUUAAAGCAUCUACAUGUAGGUGACGAAGUUGUUGAGUUCCUUCUGUUCAACUGUCUGUAUCUGGAACAUUUAUCUAUCCGCGGGUCUUAUUCACUGACUAACCUAAAAGUUGGUGGCCCCGUUUGUGCGUUGAAAUACUUGGAGGUACUGGGUUGUCCCUGCAUAAAAUCCAUCUAGAUCUCUGCUUCAAAUCUUGUUUUCUUCAAUUACGUUGGAGUAAAGACAAACUUACUUCUUGAGAAUGUUCCGUCACUUGUUGAUGUCCGUAUUGGUAAUGGCAUGGUUACCUCCUAUUUCGGUGGUUCGAUGAAUGAUUCAUUUUCCCUGCUUUCAUGCUGCCUCAAGACCCUCACAUUGAAACCGGAUAUCGUGGGUCAGAUUUGCCAAUUGUCUGAUGAUACUCUUGCCUCUAUAUUGUCUCAAUUGCCAUUGGAGGAAGCAAUACGCACCAGCAUCCUCUCAAGUCGCUGGAGACACCUAUGGAAACGUAGUACCUCUCUCAACUUUGAUUCCAAGAAAACAUUUGAAAGGAUAAGGUACAAGCCAGAGUUACGUAAGUCUGAAACAAAUAAGUUUGUCACAUGGGUUAAUCAUGUUUUGGAAGCUCAUGAUGCUAGUAGUAUAGAAGAGUUUAAAGUGAUUUUUGGCUUAGAUAAACGCUUCAAGUUUGAUAUUGACGGGUGGAUCAAGUUUGCAUUGUCGAGGAAAGUUCAAAGACUGGAGUUGAACCUCCUGUCAGGAAGAAAACCUUACACUUUUUCGUUGGAGCUACUUGCUGGGAUUGAAGAGAUUUGUUUGAAUUCAAGGUUUGGCAUCAUGGGCAAUGGUAUGUUAGCUGAUGUCAAGUCGCUUAAAGAAGUAUCGUUAAAGAAUCUACAUGUAGGUGGCGAAGUUGUUGAGGUCCUUCUGUUAAAUUGUCCAUAUCUUGAACGUUUAUCUAUCUGCGGGUCUUGUUCACUGAUCAACUUAAAAGUUGGUGGCCCCGUUUGUGCAUUGAAAUACUUGGUGGUAAUGGGUUGUCGCUGCAUCAAAUCCAUCAAGAUCUCUGCUUCAAAUCUUGUUUCAUUCAAUUAUGUUGGAGUAAAGACAAACUUAUUUCUUGAGAAUGUUCCGUCACUUGUUGAUGUCCGUAUUGGUGAGGGCAUGGUUACCUCCUAUUUUGGCGGUUCGAUGAAUGAUUCAUUUUCUCUGCUUUCAUGCUGCCUCAAGACCCUCACAUUGAAACCGGGUAUCGUGGGUUUUGUACUUCCUGAGUGGCUGCCUAAGUUAUAUGCUCUUGAACAAUUGAUCGUGGAAAUAACAGCAAGCCGUGAUACAUCUUUCCUUAAUUAUGCUACCUUCAUAGAGGUGGCGCCUCACUUGCAGAAAUUUGCAUUUCAGGCAGCUUGGGAUUAUUCUAACCUUUCUGUUUGUAAGAGAAAGGUUCAAAGGUGUGUUCGACAUUUCCACCAUCGAUGCCUCAAGGAAGUGAGAUUGGGAGGGUAUUAUGGUCGUAAAAGUGACCUUGAAGUUGCAAUCUUUUUUUUAGAGAAUGCCGUGGCACUUGAGAAGAUGAUUAUUAAUCCUCGUGAUGAAUCAUCAUUUCUUCCCGAUUAUGCUUUCUCGAGGCAACGAGCUGCUAGAAGUCGUGCCAAGCAUCAACUUGACGGAAUAGUACCCGCGGGAGUCAAGUUAGUGAUCCUUUAACUUCAACAGAGUAGCUUGCAAUGUGCGUGAUGGUGUUUUUUGGUGGAAGAUAGAAGUCGAGAUAGCGAUCUUUCUGUUCAUUAGCUAAGAUUCCAGCUUGGGUGAUGCCGUGUAUUCUAUUUAUUCGUCAAUGUAUGGAUUAUUUAGCUUUUUCAUUGGAUAAGAGUGAGGGAGAUUACGAUCGAUAACACCAAGCUUGGUUUGCUCAUGUCAAAAAAUCUACUAUUCUGCUCAGUUCAUGACCUUAACAUAUUCGGGCUACUGAAUUUGGCUCGGGCUUUGGGUUAUUAAUUUUUUAUUUAUUUAUAGAACUUCCUCUUAUGGAAGAAAUUUCAAUGUUUA
Rhododendron vialii is the source of this 2671-nucleotide messenger RNA. RefSeq names its product F-box protein At5g03100-like. Gene Ontology annotation, molecular function: protein binding. NCBI's taxonomy places the organism in Eukaryota, Viridiplantae, Streptophyta, Magnoliopsida, Ericales, Ericaceae. The coding region runs from base 923 to 2329 and encodes 468 amino acids. The transcript is spliced from 5 exons. The record is from RefSeq and is a predicted model, not a curated record.